AUGCAAAUUUUGGAAAAAGCAGGAAUGGCUUGGAACACCAAAAUCAAACCCAAGGAUGUGUUGAUUCACACCACAAACAGGGGAGGCCACUUAGUCAACCCAUAUGAUGUGGUGUCCAAAGGGCAAUCCAUAUCUGAAGUUGGAUGGGAUGCGAGCAAAAUUAGAUCACCAGUGGCUGUCCAAAUCCCACAUGUUGGUGACAAAAAGGAUGCCAUAUUUUCAGCAAACAAGCAGCUGAGUGAGCAAUCAAGUGGCAUGCUGGCAAAACCUUCGGGGCAAGAGACAGUGGCCUCAAUCAGUGCAAGCCACACCACUGCCUUUUUGAAGGCCUUGGAAGCUGGCUGCAAACUUCCUGAUGACCUGGCUUUGGAGAAGUUUCAGAAUGGGAAUGAUGAUCUGCAGCAAUUGGUUCAAGAAGGCUGGCUCUGGACUGUGAUUUCUUCCAAAGUUGAAGAAGAAGUUCCUUCACUGCUGGCAGUUUUACAGCAAGCUUACAACAGUGAGCAUGGUCUGGUGAAGGCCCCCAAUGAAUUGGAAGUUGCAUUGACAAUUGCAACUUUCUACAAGAUGCAAGCUGCUUCAGAGAAGGAUUUGGAUAAAGCAGUGGCACAAGCAGCUGCAAGCAGCUGCUUAACUUGCAGGCCACCCUGCAAAGGGUACAUCAAGGCAGUGGGCGACUUUGUGGCUUCAUAUUCAGGAGGAGAGUCAUUUAAAUUGCUGGAAUAUUUGGAUCUCAUUGGCAGGCAAUUUGGAAAUUCGACAAGGUUUGGUGAGGAGUUCACACAGCUUCUUGCCUACUGUGACUGGAAGCAGCAAACUACAACUUUCCCUUUUCUGAGACUUGCACUGGCUUGCUGCCAAGUGACAGCCCCUAAGUCUUGUCAGAAAGAUGGCUUCUCCAGGAUGAUCACAAAAGCUGAUUUUGACAAGCUGAAGAGCAAGAAAGUCAUGCCAUCAGUUCUGGAUAUGGCUGCAAUCAAAACAAAGUUUGAGGAGGACAUUGCGAAUUGUGCAACACAAGCUGCUGCAACUUCUUCAGCACCUACACAUGGAGAAGCUGGCGAAACAAAGGGGACUGUCAAGAGUUUAGCUGAAGCCAGCAAUUCAAAAGCCAUUGCUUUGCAAUCCCACAAGCACAUCAAAGUGGACAAGCUGUACACCUUGAAAAAUGAGCCUGCAAAGGUGUGGAAGUUGCUGGAGCUGACAGAAACAGUUGCAAAGCUGUCUCACAGACCUUUCUUCGCUGACAAGGACGAGCUGAAGGAAAUAAAGUUCUCUGACUUGAGGAACUUGAAAGAAUGGAUCAAAGAUGCACCCCAGCUGAUUGAUGAAGCAGGGCUGGCCACACUCCUCCCUUGCAACUCUGCUGCCUUGGAAGAGGAAUUGGGCAAAGCUCAGGCUUAUUGUGCUUUGGUUGGGAAGUACCAAGAGCUUGGAGACAUGAAUGUCAAAGUGUCCAACCAGCACCAAAUUUUUGCAGGUGCCAAAUUCACCAAAGGGAAGUUGAUUUUGCUGCCUCUGGGUAGCUUGCAAGUGCUUACAGUCGACAAGGUAGGCACCUUGACUAUUCCAUGCUUCACCAACAAGAAGGUUGUUGAAAAGGGCACGCCCCUUUUGGUGGAACCAGCAGAAGAGCAAGGUGCCAAGAAGAAGAAGGUGGCUCAUGUUGAACCUCCACCUGCCUUGCCCAUAGCUUUGAGUAAAAAAUGGUUGAGACUCAGAGCUUCCAAUGUUGGCAUUGCAAAGCUCAUCCUCGGGCAUCUAGAUGAAUUCAAAAACCUGCAGAACCCAAGUUUGGCAGCCAGUCCACAGCUGAAAGUGCUCAUGGAUUUGGUGAAGGAAGCUGUGAAGUCUGUGGCUGAAGGUGACAAGUCAGGGGAAGAAGCCAGCAUGUUUGAUGAUAGCAGCAAAGAAGCCCCUCACAUGAAACCACCUUGUUGGAAACAGCUCUUUCAUGAUGCCCCAGAGACAGUCACAAUUCAAGUGGGAGAAGUUCAAGUACCAGUGAAAACACCAAGAUCGCUGAAAGAGACAGACUUGGUCAUUCCUUUGGAAGCUACAAUUCUGACUGCAGUUUGUGACUACAUCAUGGAAGAUGCUUCUGAUUGCCUGGCCAAAGGCAUUGCACCUCAAGCAGUGCCUUCACAUAUGGAGGGCCACAGAGGGCCUCGCGACUUUUGGGAAAAGUGGGCUUCUGAGCUGGAUGCAGAAUGGGAAGAGCAAGAGUGGUACAAAGAGCAAGCAUCCAAACCUGAAGUCAAAGAGGAACAAUAUGAAUGGGUAAAGGAAGAAGUGAAAGAGGAGGAUGAAGCCACAGAACCUCCAAGCCCACCAGAAGCCACCACAGAGAAGGUGAUGGAGGCAAGCUCCAAGGCAAAAGUCAAGAAGAUCACUGCAACAAAACCACCUGCUGUUGCAAGUGCUCCAAGUUCCUCAAGUGGAGUCAAGAUGGAGGAUUCUGAUGAAGAGCUCACCAGGAAGCUCUUGGAGGCUGUGGCUGGCCACCUUCCUGCACCACCUCCUGCAGCAGCUGGUUCGCCUCCUUGUCCUGCAGCUGGGGCCCCAUCAGCUUCCACAUCUUGGUGGGCCUCCUAUGACUGGAAUGCUGGUGGUUUCUUUGUGGGUGAUGAGUGGUGGGAAAAAGAUGCAGAAGAGGAUCCAGAUGGCAAGAAGGUGAGUGGCUGGCUGGCCAAGACUUGCGCUGUGAUCCACAUGUAUACCAUGAAGGACCAGGAGGGCAUGGAGCAAGCUCUGAGCAGACUGAGUGGCCACCAUGCUAUGAGGGAACCACUUCGGAAACCCAACAGAGAAUUCAAACAGGAAGGCAAAAAUGCCUAUAAGAAGUGGCUGUAG
Molecule: messenger RNA, 2853 nt
Organism: Cladocopium goreaui
Lineage: Eukaryota; Dinophyceae; Suessiales; Symbiodiniaceae
Source: the annotation of a GenBank genome assembly